Messenger RNA from Pygoscelis adeliae (Adelie penguin), 1547 nucleotides. It is a transcript of the gene APOO, whose product is annotated as apolipoprotein O. The record is from RefSeq and is a predicted model, not a curated record. NCBI's taxonomy places the organism in Eukaryota, Metazoa, Chordata, Aves, Sphenisciformes, Spheniscidae. The coding region runs from base 1 to 663 and encodes 220 amino acids. Gene Ontology annotation, cellular component: MICOS complex. Gene Ontology annotation, biological process: cristae formation. The transcript has 10 exons.
AUGGCUCUUCAGGUAAUUCGGCUGGGGGCCACCCCUGUUAGCCUGAGCUUGCUCUCUAUCCAGGUUUAUGCUUCCUCUUCAGAGAAGGAGACUUCCAAAAAGGAGUUGCUGAAAAUUGAGGAGCUGUCACUCUACUCCUCUCCAGCUCGUGAGACUAAAUAUGUGGAGAAUCCACAAACCCAAUUGGAAGAGGGGGUUUCGCGUUUACGGCAUGUUAUGGAACCGUAUACAGCCUGGUGUCAGGAUCUUUAUGCCAAAGCUAUGCCCAAAUUAGAAAAAGCUGUUGAGCAUGGUAGAGAGGGCUGUGAAUUUCUCCAAAACCCCCCUGCUGGAUUUUAUCCAAGGCUUGGUGUGAUAGGUUUUGCUGGAAUUGUUGGAUUGUUUCUUGCUAGAGGCUCCAGAAUAAAGAAGUUAGUGUAUCCUGCAGGUCUCAUGGGUAUUGGUGCCUCCAUGUAUUACCCUCAGCAGGCGGUUUCUAUUGCAAAGGUUGCUGGUACACAGCUGUAUGACUGGAGUCUUCAGGGUUAUAUUGCUGUAGAAACUCUUUGGAAGGAUAAUCCUAAGAAGAAGAAAUCUGGGAAAAAAAGUGAUAAGGGUGAUGCAGAUAGUGACAAGCCCUUGGAAAUCCAUGCUGCUUCAAAUGAAGAGCAAGCCCCGAAGUAGAACACCAGAUCACUUGGCAUCAAACAGAUGUGAUGGAACGCACACAUCUGGUAAACAAAAAAUAUAGAUAUGAGCAACAAUUUCCCAAGAAAAAGAGGAAAACCGUCUGAAUCUGUUUUGAUUUUGAAUGUGACUAGUCUGCCUUCUGCCUCAGGAAAGACUGACAGUGUGCUGCUUGGGCUUCUGGUGUGGAAUCCGUGAAAGGACACUAAGUAUUUUGGGUCAGUCCUGAGACCUUGUCCUCAAUUCUGCAGUGGGACUCAAGUCUGCCCAUGCUUGUCCCAUUGGAGGAUCAGCAUUGCAAGUAACAAGUCUCAAAACUCCUCAGUCUCUUGUCAUUAUUUAUAUAUAAAAUAAAAUUCCAGUUAUGCAAAAUGGUCCUUUUUUUUCCCCUCCUCUUAUCUUCUUUAAACUCAUGUAUGUGACACUUGCACAAUACGUGAAAGGUUCUCGAGAUGCUGUUGACAAUGCCUGUAUUUUUUAACAGUGAGGAAAAGCUUAAAGUAGCAUGAUGUUUUGGCUAACAUUAGUUAAUAGAAUUACGAAUGAGAAAAAUUACAAUGACUCUUGUGUUUUGUCUGAGUCGCCCCCUCCUUUCUAUACAAAUCUUCUGCCUCAUCAGUGCCAGCGGGAGGUAUAUAAUGAAGCAUCUGUGAGUUCCUGUCUAGUAGAUGGAUGGGAAUGGAGCUGUUAACGUUCUUGUUUUUGCUUGAAUGCACAGCUCAGUGGGAACCAGAACGUUUCGGUGGUGGGAACCAGCUAUAGAAUAACUUGGCUGUUUCCUUAUUCCCAGCUAGGGGAGGGGAAGAAAAAGUGAAGCGAAGGGAAGUACAAAAGGAUUUCCAGCAUUUUGAAAUCUCUGCACAAUAAAACCCUUUCAUCAU